ACUAUGUGUUAUAUAUGUACCCAGGGAUCAUAAUAGGUGCGUACAGCUUCCCUUCCCUUGCCUUGAGAGCCCUUACACAGCUUAGGGAGGGAGAGCUGCACCGAAAGCUUGCUUCUACCUCCUCGACUCAUCUAAGUACAUAUCUGCCUAUAUACAAUGUAUGUUUCUAGGUCCUCUGCCAAGCAGUACCUACUCAUAGCUGCUACCUCGUUUCUGCUCUUCGAUGGGCAUCUUUGUGGGUAUCUUUGCUGGUCUGCUGACCUGCGCAUAUCCUCAGCUCUCUUACUUGAUAUGGCCAGUGCAAGGCCACGUGCCCCGCAGAUCCAGGCAGAGAGCUCAUGCACUCCAUCUUUCUUCCUGCUACCAGUAUUAACUAAACUAUGCCAUGUACGUGCCGAUAUUAGUAUUUCCUGGUGUGGCCUUGACGCUCUUUGUGCUGUGGUGAAGAUGCCGGGCCUGUAGAAAAGAUGCUACUCACUGAUACAUAAUACAUACAGGCACUCAGGCAUCUUAGCUGUUAAUCUUUCUGCACUUCACCGUUCAGGUUGGGGGGUUCAUAUCUAGUCAACACCCCUGCUUG
This is a messenger RNA of Xylaria bambusicola, 580 nucleotides long. RefSeq lists its product as uncharacterized. Lineage: Eukaryota; Fungi; Ascomycota; Sordariomycetes; Xylariales; Xylariaceae. The coding region runs from base 157 to 462 and encodes 101 amino acids. The record is from RefSeq and is a predicted model, not a curated record. The transcript has a single exon.